CCUGUCAGUUCUAUGAUGAAAAAGGAGGCAAAACCUGGAAAGAGAAUGGUUGUUACACCAAUAGUACUAGAGAUGAUGUUGUGGAGUGCUCCUGUGACCAUAUGACCCCUUUUGCUGUGCUUCUAUCUAACUUGGAGAUAUCCGAAGAGCAGUGGAAAAUUCUGUCGUCCAUCAGCUACGUAGGCUGCGGUCUGUCUGCCUUCUUUUCUGCUUCCACUGUCUUGUCGUUCAUGUUCAUCAGGAUCGCAAGGGCAGAAGUGUCCAGCAGCAUCCAUGUGUCUCUGAGUGGCGCUCUGUUUCUCCUCAACAUCAGCUUCAUGCUCAGCGAAUGGACUGCCACACUGGGAAUGGACGGAUUCUGUGUGUUUAUCGCUGUGAUGAUACACUACAGCCUGCUGUCUUGUUUCACAUGGAUGGCUAUUGAAGCCUUGCACCUGUACCUUCUUCUCAUCAGAGUGUUCAACAUUUACAUCAGACACUACAUGGUCAAGUUGUCCCUGGUCGGAUGGGGAGUCCCUGCUAUUGUUGUUGGAGCCUUGUUGUCGGUUUAUAAGACUAAGUCUUUUUAUGGCAAAAAUGAGAUGACAUUAUCAGACACUAAUAAAACAAAUGCAAUUUGCUGGAUCAAAGAGCCUUCCGUCCUGUAUGGCGUGAACCUUUCCUACUUCACCGUCAUAUUCCUGUUCAAUUUAGGAAUCCUAAUCACAGUGUCCAGACAGAUCUUUAAGCUGCGACAUGUGGGCAGCAUGCAUGGCAAGAUGCCAGUCUGGAAGGACGCGGGCACAGUGUUGGGCCUCAUGUCUCUGAUGGGAACAACAUGGGGUUUGGCCUUCUUCAGCAUUGGAUUUACCAACUACGUUAUACUCUACCUGUUCUGCAUCUUUAACUCAAUGCAAGGGUUUUACAUCUUUUUGUGGAUGUGUGGUACAAUGAGGAAAAACAGAGCGCAAACAGCUCAAUCCAAGACUAAAUCCAGUGUGGACAUCUCUAAAUGAGGAGUUUUCUUACUAAAACC
Molecule: messenger RNA, 1015 nt
Organism: Rhinichthys klamathensis goyatoka
Lineage: Eukaryota; Metazoa; Chordata; Actinopteri; Cypriniformes; Leuciscidae
Product: adhesion G-protein coupled receptor G2-like
Exons: 7
Coding region: 102-995 (297 amino acids)
Biological process (GO): adenylate cyclase-activating G protein-coupled receptor signaling pathway; cell surface receptor signaling pathway
Cellular component (GO): membrane
Molecular function (GO): G protein-coupled receptor activity
Source: RefSeq, a predicted model, not a curated record